AUGGCUGGCAGCGACGGAGAGGCAUACGAUGAAGCGGAAUUCAAGCAAAUCCACGAUGCUGCUGUUUCAAACUUCACCUCAGACCCGUACAGACCGCUGGAUUUUCGGAGUGAAGAUGGCGAACGAAUACUCACGUUCCGCGCGGUGCUCGUUGGACUACUUUGUGGCGCUCUCAUUAAUGCGUCCAAUAUCUACCUGGGGCUCAAGACCGGCUGGGCAAUGUCUGCCAAUCUGUUUGCGGUAUGCCCUUCAAACCAAUCUUCGGGACAGUAAUAACUUAUAAAAAUGAUCGAUCUAGUCCUUGAUUGGAUUUGCACUGCUGAAGUCCCCGAGGAACGGUUUACAGUGCUUGCCUUUCAUGAGAGGCAGUUUCGGUCCCCGCGAGAACAACAUUGUGCAGACGGUAGCGACAUCCGCCGGUGGCAUGGCAGCCGUCUUCAACUCGGCGAUACCAGCCAUGUAUCAACUGAACCUGCUCAGUACUCCCGCUUCAGAUUUCCACAGAUUGGCAGCUCUGGUCGCUAUCGGGGGCUACCUGGGUCUUUUCAUCGGAGCGCCGCUUCGAAGAUUCUUCAUUGUCCAUGCGGCUAGAGAUCUGUCACUCAUAUUUCCAACGCCCUCUGCAACAGCGAUUGCUAUCCGAGACAUGCAUGAGGCUGCCGAUGACGACUCGUCAAUCACCCAGCGCAAGAUGCGAGUCUUGACGCAAUCUCUCUCUUUUGCACUUGUACUACGGGUCGUUUCGCAGUUUGCAAUUGGCCUCUUUUGGGUAUGUGUGAACCUUGAAACUCUGUCUCUGGGCUACAUUGACCGUGGCGUCAGGACUGGCAUCCGUUCGUCUGGUACAUGCUUUGGAAUCCGGCCAGCACUACUGCGCGGGGCUUGGAAUCCUGGGGCUGGUAUUUUGAAUGGACUCCCGCCUUUAUUGGCACGGGCAUGCUGGUGGGUCUUCCUACGGCAUGUUCCUUUUUCGCUGGAUCGCUGCUGGCCUGGUGGGUGCAUUGAGACCCUUGAAACUUCCCAAUUGCUGAGUGUCCUCAUCAAGGGGCGUAAUAGGGCCAUUCCUCGUAUCCAAGAGCCUAGCCUUUGGAGAACUCUUGCCUGGGUCUAACUUGGUUUCGUACUACUCUAUGUCUGCAGACUUCACGACCGCAGACCAUGCAAGUCCCAGAUAUUGGCUGAUCUGGCCGGCCGUUGCCUGUAUGCUAGCAGUGUCUUUGACAGGUUGGUACUUUCACGUGUAUAGGGCAGGGUAAUUCGCUUACCAAUUACGCAGAAAUUGUCUGUCAGUGGCGCCUGAUCUGGAUUCUUUCGAAAUCAAUCUGGUCCUGGUUCAAGCAGUGGAGUACUCCAAGCGGCUCGAAGAGAAAGGAAGGCUCUGCGAUCUCGGAUGAUCAAGUAGGCCUACACAUCUGGCUCCCAGGCCUGAUCGCAAUAGUGACGACGGCAUGCUUGCUCAUGAACUCCAUGUUCGGCAUGCCAGUUCGUGAGACUAUGCUUGCGGUGUCGAUGUCGUUCCUGUUUACAAUCCUCACCGUCCACGCUACCGGUACAACAGACAUCACACCCUUGACCGGAGCAUCUGCAGCGACCCAAGUUGCUCUAGCAUCAGAAACAUCAAACCGAGGCUGGGCACCUCCAAAAGUCCAGCUGCUCUCCCUUCUCGGUGGUACUUUGACUGCUCUCGGGGCUAGUCAAGCAUCUGGUACGUUUCAAUUUCAACACUCUCUUACACAUUCAGCUGAUUAUUCCCCAGACCUCACCGCCGAUUUUCGAGUCGGCUUCCUGCUGCGAACGCCAGCCCAAACCCAAUGGCUAGCCCAAGCAAUCGGCACGGCAUUCUCAUGCAUUGUCGCACCAGGCAUCUACAUCCUUUUCAACUCCGCAUACAGUUGCAUUGGUGAUGGGAAUGCGUUACAGUGUCCAUUCCCGGCACCGGCAGCAUCUGCCUGGCGGGCUAUCGCCACAACGGCACUGAGUCCAUCCGACAGCAUUCCCCGCUCUAGCAUGUAUUUCUCAGCUUUCAUGGCCAGCCUGGGAGUGAUUGACGUUCUCCUGAAGCGUUUCCUCUGGACUGGGCGUUGGUCGUGGAUACGUGAUUUCCAGCCAAAUCUGA
Lecanosticta acicola is the source of this 2116-nucleotide messenger RNA. NCBI's taxonomy places the organism in Eukaryota, Fungi, Ascomycota, Dothideomycetes, Mycosphaerellales, Mycosphaerellaceae. The record is from the annotation of a GenBank genome assembly.